This is a messenger RNA of Maudiozyma saulgeensis, 687 nucleotides long. The record is from the annotation of a GenBank genome assembly. Lineage: Eukaryota; Fungi; Ascomycota; Saccharomycetes; Saccharomycetales; Saccharomycetaceae.
AUGUCAUCCGAAUUUCAUGUGGAAUCAUACAUUUCCUCGAAAGAGCUCAACCAUCAAUCGGUAUCCUUGGUGAUACCAAGACUGACAAGAGAUAAGAUACAUAACAACAUAUAUUAUAAGGUCAAUUUAACUUUGCCAUCAUUACACUGCGAUACAUUUAUGGGUCUCCUUAAGGUAAUUAUACGGGACUUCGGGACUUUAAAGGGUAAAUCGAUCAAUCAGGGCCACAUGUUAGGAGGAAUAAUGUUUAAGUGUAUCCUGAUGAAAAUUGUGGAAAUGCGACCUACCAUAGAGCAACUAAUAAACAUUAUUGAUUCUAAUCGAGAAUCGAAUGAAUUUGAUGAUAAGUAUAUAGUUGUAUUGUUACUUACUUAUAUUCGAGUUCAAUAUUACUACUUAGGUGAAAAGAACGAUCUGGCAAAACGUUUCAGAAGUUUAUUUAAAAAAUACUUGUUGGAUUAUAGAAAAAUGAAGUCUUUAGGUCUCUAUGAGGACUGUACUGCCACAUCGCAAAAUCUUAAUGUCUCUAUUAUCCAUAUGGAUGAAGUUCUUGACCAGUUGAUGACUAAAAAUGAUAUAUGGGGGAUUCCUUUAGGCAGGUGUGUCUGGUGUGAUGUUUACGAUAGUACCUCUGACAGCGACUUUGAUAGCGAAUCUAAUAGCUCAACAGACGAUUCUGAAAAUUAG